Messenger RNA from Cornus florida, 1137 nucleotides. RefSeq lists its product as uncharacterized. The record is from RefSeq and is a predicted model, not a curated record. The coding region runs from base 1 to 1137 and encodes 378 amino acids. The transcript is spliced from 4 exons. Lineage: Eukaryota; Viridiplantae; Streptophyta; Magnoliopsida; Cornales; Cornaceae.
AUGAUUCUACAACGCUUAGCCGCCCUUAAUGAGGUGGAGAAUAAUGAAGUACCCAAGAAUGACUCCCGUAGGAUUGACAACGACGCUGAGCUUAGUCAAAUAGGGGGUCAACAGAGAAGCCAUCACCAUCGGUCUCUUGAACGGAAUAAUACCAGGCUCCGUGCAGUACCUCUGAUGCAAGAUCUGAGAACUAGGGUCAAAGACGUCAUGCAAGCAAUGAAAGGGAAGGGCCAGGCCACAGUGAACGAUCUGAAGGGAAAGCCUCUCCGUGGUUACAUAAGUCGUUUUAACGCUGAUAUGCUGCAAGUAGAAGAGGUGGACGACAAGGUUGCCCUCACAGCCUUUAUGGGAGGACUACAGACUUCUAAGUUCCUAUUUUCCUUAUCAAAAGAAGCCCCUACAAGCAUGACAGAGUUGAUGGUUAGAGCAUGGAAGCACAUGAACGCUGAGGAUGCUAUGAAUGCACGAAAAAACAAAGAUGGUGAAGAUAAGAGGUCGGAGAAGAAGAGGCCAGCACCUAACACUAGGGAGGAAAAGGAAUCGAAGUACAAGAAAUUCUCAAACAACCAGGCUGACAGAUCGUCUCGCCGCCCAAUUCAAGAUGACGCAUCAUUGAAAUGGCCGCCAAAGCUAAAAGCUGAUCCAAUAAAGAGGUCUCUAGGUAAAUACUGUAGGUUUCACCGGGACCAUGGACAUAACACAGAAGAUUGUUUCGACCUCAAAAACCAGAUCGAGAACCUUGCUCGUAAAGGUCAUUUACGCAAAUUCACAACUGGAAAUGGAAAAGGAGGCUCCAACCCAGCCCGGGAGGGCCGAGAUGAUCGCCCUCCUCAACACCAACCAAUGGGUGAGAUCAAAGUUAUAUCGGGUGGCUUCGCUGGUGGUGGUGAGACGAGUUCGGCUCGGAGGGCUCAUGCUAAGAGUAUUCGAAGUUUUUCAGAGGUGAAUGAAGUUAGAAUGACAAGUCCUCUAACAAAAUUACCUCAAGUUGAGGAGCCGGUCAUAACCUUUUCUGAAGUAGAUGACAAGGGAAUUCACCAGCCCCAUGAUGACCCCCUGGGCAUACGAGAAAUUGAAAAUUGGCCGAGAGAAGCUCCGACCCAUGAAAUCACCACUGGUGGGAUUUUCAGGCGAUAA